UCUCGUUACUAACCAAGCACGAAAGCAAAAAUAGGGACGUUGGGAAGGGAGAGGUGGGACGCUCAAUCAUGGCAUUGCCCCAGCUCCCAAGGGAUAGUCUCCAGGAAUCCCCAGAGUACAACCGUAGGCUCUUUACCCUAACCCGCAUCCGCUCCUCACAAGGGGAAUUGUGGUUUCAGAAACAAGGCGAUUCCUUUAAGUGGAUAGCAAAUGGGAUUCACCCAAAAAGCAGGCUGCUCCUGCUGCUGCUCUUGCUUGCUGCUGCUGCAGUUGAUGAUGUUGAUGCUGUGACUGCUGUAACUAGUCACUUUCCCUUUCCCUAAGCUUGCCUUUCCCUAAGCCUAUCAGGCUCUGUGCCCCCUUAAAGCUCCUUCUUAUCUUCUGGGUUUCUUCCACAUUAUUUGCCUUUCGAUUGAUUAUCGUUGAAUGGAGCCAGCUGGAGGGCUCCUGUCAGUAGGGGCUGCUUCUUUUGGUUUCUUUUCCCAACACCCCUCCGCAGUAAGUUGCUGCUGGUUGAGAGGGUUUGGAGGGAAAUCCCAAAUAAAAGGAACUGACUGACUGAACACUAUUAGUCCUAUUAAUAAUGAUCACAACUCAGGUAUCUUGAGAGGAACUGAAAUUGUGAAGAGCAGGGCAGAAUCUCUGAGGCUGUACUCUCUUGAAUUCUCAUUGGAUCCUCCCUGGUUCCCUAAAUCAUUCCUGCUGCUAUAUCUAUCAGGAUGACUACAGCCUCUCUUACUAGUUCUCUCUUUAUCUCCUUGUCUUCCCCACAUCCUUUUACUUCUCUGGGCAGAUUUAUCUGUAUCCCUCCCUCUGUUAACUGGGUUUUCACAGCCUCUUUCUUUCCCCCCCUCAUGGGGAUUCACAACCUGUAAUUAUUCACUUCUUCUGCCUGAGGAUCUUCACAAAUCCACUUUUCCCCUCCUCUUCACAUUUUUGUUUCCUUUUGUUUGGUGUCUGGUGGCUCUCUGUAUAUCUGGCUAAUACUUGGUUCCAUGCCACAAGGAACUGCUGAUUAUUUCUAAGUCCAACCACCAUGCAGAUCACUCCUUUAGCUUGAUCCGCAACAUCAUGGAAUGUCUAUUUGAUUUCUGGAUACAUUUUUCUCACAGUCAUCUUGCUUCCUGAAAUUUCCUCUGGUGUUGAGGGAAAGCCGAGAGAAUGAAGGCUCUCAGUACCCUGUGGAAGCAUGAUAUGGCGGUGCAGUGCUGGUGCUGAAUUGCUCUCUCUGAUGGCUCUAUGGGAGUGGAUAGCACUGAGUCUUCAUUGCUGGGUUCUAGCAGUUGCUGCUGUUUCAGAUCAGCAUGCCACAAGCCCCUUCGACUGGCUCCUCUCUGAUAAGGGACCCUUCCAUCGCUCCCAGGAAUACACAGAUUUUGUGGACAGAAGCCGGCAGGGAUUUAGCACAAGAUACAAGAUUUACAGGGAGUUUGGCCGCUGGAAAGUAAAUAACCUUGCUGUGGAGAGAAGAAAUUUCCUUGGCUCCCCAUUGCCUCUUGCCCCUGAAUUCUUCCGCAAUAUUAGGCUAUUGGGACGUCGACCCACUCUACAGCAAAUCACGGAAAAUCUCAUCAAGAAAUAUGGGACUCACUUCUUGCUAUCAGCUACCCUGGGAGGAGAGGAGUCACUCACAAUUUUUGUGGAUAAGCGGAAGUUGAGCAAGAGAUCAGAAGGAAGUGAUUCUACAACCAAUAGUUCCUCAGUCACUCUUGAGACUCUUCAUCAACUUGCUGCUUCCUAUUUCAUCGACAGGGACAGCACACUGCGGAGACUUCACCACAUUCAAAUUGCAUCCACUGCCAUAAAGGUAACAGAAACACGAACUGGUCCUCUUGGCUGCAGUAACUAUGACAACCUAGAUUCAGUCAGUUCUGUGCUGGUUCAAAGUCCUGAGAAUAAGAUUCAGUUACAAGGGCUUCAAGUCAUCCUUCCAGACUACCUACAAGAACGUUUUGUGCAGGCAGCUUUGAGUUAUAUUGCCUGUAAUUCAGAGGGAGAAUUUAUUUGUAAAGACAACGAUUGCUGGUGUCAAUGUGGCCUCAAAUUCCCAGAAUGCAACUGUCCUUAUAUGGAUAUUCAAGCCAUGGAAGAAAAUCUUCUUCGAAUAAGUGAGACCUGGAAUGCCUACAACAAUGAUUUUGAGGAAUCAGAUGAAUUCAAAUUCUUUAUGAAAAGGCUUCCCAUGAAUUAUUUCCUCAACACAUCUACCAUAAUGCAUUUGUGGACAAUGGAUUCUAAUUUUCAGCGUCGUUAUGAACAACUGGAAAACAGCAUGAAACAACUUUUCCUAAAGGCACAGAAAAUUGUACACAAGCUUUUUAGCCUCAGUAAGAGGUGUCAUAAACAACCACUCAUCAGCCUGCCAAGACAAAGAUCUUCGACCUACUGGUUAACCCGUAUCCAGUCCUUUCUGUACUGCAAUGAAAAUGGCCUUCUGGGAAGCUUUUCUGAAGAAACUCACUCUUGUACUUGCCCCAAUGACCAGGUUGCUUGUCAUGGGUUCCUCCCCUGCAUUGUGGGAGAUGGUUCUUCAUGCUUGACCUGUGCUCCUGAUAAUCGUACCCGCUGUGGAAAUUGUAAUACUGGAUAUAUGCUGAGUCAGGGGCUUUGUAAACCAGAAGUGGCAGAAUCCACAGAGCACUAUAUUGGUUUUGAGACUGACCUGCAGGACCUGGAAAUGAAAUAUCUAUUACAGAAAACUGACCGGAGAAUUGAAGUCCAUGCCAUUUUCAUCAGCAAUGACAUGCGCCUCAAUAGCUGGUUUGAUCCUUCCUGGCGAAAACGAAUGCUUCUUACCCUAAAGAGCAACAAGUACAAAGCAAGCCUUGUCCACAUGAUUUUGGGUCUCUCUCUACAGAUUUGCUUAACUAAAAAUAGCACCUUGGAGCCAGUUUUGGCUGUUUAUGUCAAUCCUUUUGGAGGCAGCCACUCUGAGAGUUGGUUUAUGCCUGUGAAUGAAAACAGCUUCCCAGACUGGGAACGGACUAAGUUGGAUUUACCACUUCAGUGUUAUAACUGGACGCUGACUCUGGGUAACAAAUGGAAGACUUUUUUUGAAACAGUACAUAUCUACUUGAGGAGUCGCAUCAAGUCAAAUGGUCCAAAUGGCAAUGAAAGCAUCUAUUAUGAACCGCUGGAGUUUAUUGACCCUUCCCGCAACCUGGGCUACAUGAAAAUCAACAACAUUCAAGUAUUUGGUUACAGCAUGCACUUUGACCCUGAAGCAAUUCGGGAUUUGAUCUUGCAGCUGGACUACCCCUACACUCAGGGAUCCCAGGACUCAGCACUUUUGCAGCUGCUUGAGAUAAGGGACCGUGUAAAUAAACUCUCCCCACCUGGUCAGCGUCGUCUUGACCUUUUCUCUUGCUUGCUUCGUCAUAGACUCAAGUUGUCUACUAGUGAGGUGGUGAGAAUUCAAUCUGCUUUGCAGGCCUUUAACUCCAAAUUGCCAAACACAAUGGAUUACGACACAACCAAAUUAUGUAGUUAACCAUAAAUGUCAAGCACAACCCAAAACCUUGAAGGAGUUUUUACAGUGCUUUUGUGGAACAGUUUAUGUUUGGAAGAGUAAAUUUAAAUUGUCUUUUCAAUAUCUGUCUUAUAUCAGUCAAUACCGUUGGAUGGCAAUUUACACAUGAACUUGCUGACAAUGAAUAUAUUAUACCUGCAGUUUUGGUUUAUGAAUGAAAUAAAUACUGACACCAGUCUAGAAGACAUUCUACUUUUUACAAUAAAUUUCAUUUGUAAUUUUAUAUGUUCCGUGGCAAUGCUUUUGUGCAUUACAUCCUCUAGAGGGAACAUAAAAGGAUACCAAUAAAAUUUUGUAGCUGAACAGUUAUUAAAAAGAAGUGCUGUGGGAUUCCUUUUUUUUUUCCAUGAAAUGACUUCUAUUUUGAUACAACUUUGUUAAGGGAUGGGGAAAAUGCAGAGGGUUUUUUUUUUGUUUUGUUUUUUUGUUUGUUUGUUUUUUAAUGGAAAUACUGGAAAGAUUCCUUGCUUGAUGCAAACUAGAUUCUCUCUCCUGUAGUCCUUAUGGACAACCCAACCAUUGGUAAAAUGUUGCAUUCUUCAGUAAUAUUUUCAUUGUUAAUAACAUAAAAAUGGAGUUGUGUCUCUAUCAUUCAGAUUUGUAAACUUUUCCUAGUCAAAUUAGUCAAUAUAACAUUUCUCAAAUCAAUAUCACUCCUUUUAGUAAUUAGACUAUUUUUAUGAAGCAAACACAUAUGGAAAAAAGAAAAAAAUCAUUAUGAUUAGAAAUGGAAUAUAUAGGUAGAAAAAUUAAUUUCCAUGGCAACUGUCUUAAUAAUUUACUUUGUCACCUCUAUUAACUAGAAGUAAACAUUAACAUUAGACAUUUUCAAUUUAAUUCAAAUGGCAUUUAAUGAAUACCACCUGUUCAAUCAUUUUACUGACAUCAACAAAAUAAAAUAGCAUUCACCUACUGUAAUUUGUUAGCAAAAGAUAAAUAUUUAAAACAAUAAUUAAUUAAAUAAUACAUGAGAACAUUUCAGAGAGGUAAAUAAAAUUAUCCCCACAUGCUUAGGAGAACUAUCAUUGCUUAGAAAAAAAUCAAUAACUUUUGAACUUCUAUGAGGAGCUGUCCCUUUCGUUACAUCACUGAUUUUUACCUAAAUUCUUGACAUAGAAAAUAAAUCAGUUUUUCUUACAUAUAACUUGGAAACCAUUCUUUGAGAAAUAGUUAAUUUGAUUUUUCGAUCAACUAAAGUCCACAGUUAUAUAAAAGAUACAUUGCUGCAAUAGUUGUUUAUUAUGAAUAUUGAGAUAUCUUUUUUCCUUAGUCUGAUGGUACCAGUAUCAACAUUAUAAAUUAACUACAAAUAGUAUCUGGCUUGGUUCUUUUUCCCAGAUCACAAAUGACACUCAGUACCAGUCUGUCUUUUUUCAUUGUUGAUUCAAAUCAGGCAGAUUUGAAGAAAGAAAAAAUAUUCACAAAAUGGCCAAUUAAUACUUAUAAGGGAAGGCUUAAACUACAUAAUUCUACUAGUUUAAUCUAAAAAGAAAAAUAAAGUAACAACUUGUGCUCUCUUGAAUCAAGAAAAGAAGAUAAUUACCUCAUUAAUGUUCCCAAAUGGAAAAAUGUUGAAAUUUGCAAGCUGCAUCUAUACAAAGUUAUAGCAUCCUGAUGAAAAAUUUUAAAAAUUAAAAUAUGAAAUCAACAAAACUUCAGUGAUAAAGCAUAAAAAUUAUUGAGUGCUAUAAGUUUCAAUGCCUGUUAACAGGUGAAAUCUAUAUAGAACAGUAGGUUUGAAAAAUACUUUAUGUAGAUUAUCUCAUUUGACCACCAUUAAUGAUACGUAAAUUAUUAUAAGUUACUACAAGAAUUAUCCUCCCUUUUAUUUGUGAGGAAACCGAGGCUAUGAGAAGUUAAGGGUUCUUUUUUAUAGUCACACACCUCAUAAGUGGUAGAGCUAUCAAUGUCUUCCUGACUCUUGAUCAACAUUCUGCCUCUUUCCCCAGCAUACAUUCAAUAUAUCGGUGCUAAAUGAAUAUCACUAUAGAGACACAAUCUGAGAUUUACAAGUUAAACUAGAUCUCAUUAAAUAUAUAAGUGUAUGGAGAAAGAAGUGAUCUCUUAAAAUGUUUUAAUACUAUAAUGGCUAAACCAAAUAAAGUCAGUGCACUAAGAUAUACUCAUUUAUUAAAAAUUGCAUUUAUGCCUUCCCCAAAACUAUUCGUCAAAAACUAAAGUUCAAAUAUAUUUUAAAAGAGGCCUAAUUAAUAAGUGGUUAAUUUAGAGUUGUUUUAAUGAAUUUAUUUAGAUGUCUUAAAGGGAAAUUAAAAUAUUUCUUCCCUAAAUUCUAAAUUCCAAUAAAUAAAUUAUUAAAAAUCCAUAACAAAUCCAUUAUGUGUUCAAUGUUAUCCCUUACAUAUCAUAAAAAAAAUAGGUAAUACCCUUGCCCUCAAGGAGUUUACAAUGUAUUUGGUUGGUGUUGUAUUGAGGUUUUCUGUAUCUGAGACAUCAAAAAUGUACAACUCAUCAUAAUUAUUAUUGGUGUUCAAAUCAAUUAGAAUUAUUCUCUAAUAUGUGACUCCAUUUACCAUUAAUCUUUGAAAAACUAAAAAAAUAUCAGUCAACAAUCUGCUGAACUCUGCUCUGCUGAACAGAAUCUAGAAAAGUAAGAAGCAUUCAUCACCACCCUCAGAAGCUUUUUAAAUUGAUGUCAUUGUUUUUGAUGUUGUUUGGGUUUUUACAAAUAUUAUAACAACACAUUAUUAAAAGACAGAAUCAGAAAAAAAUACUCAAAGAAACUGGUUUUGAAAACACAAAGAACACAAUGGUCUACACUCCAAAUAGCAACAGUUAGCUUUUUAGUUUCUCUGAACAAGUUUGUUUUAAUAUUGUCCAAGAGAUCACUGUUAUAUUAAAAUAAAAGUACUAUUCUUGGUCAUAAAGUCUUCAGGAAACAUCCUUUGUACUCAGCACAUCUAUCCCUUUUCCAGCUCCACUGUCAUUACCUGCCAUAUCAAGAAGCACAGACUGAUUUUUCAGAUAAAUGUGGCCUUAGGUUAUACAGAUGGCUACUCCUACCAGCUACAAGUAAUGAUAUAGCCAUAGAGAUCUCUCUGGAUCUUUUCAGCUUUCAGUUCAAAUUCUGAUACAGUAUUAUGAACACUGGACUUAGAAACGGAACAACUUAAGCCCUUAGGCUUAUUAGGUGUAUACCUAUGGAGAAGUUACCAUUAACUUCUCAGAAAUGAGGUUUCUUCAUCUGCAUAGUUCCCAGAAAUUUUAAAAGUGAAGAAUGAUCUUUUUAAGCCAUAACAUUCUCUAUACAUAGGAAAUGCUAUUAUGAGUAAAAAGAGGCUAUAAUUUUUUUUGGGGGGGGUGAAG
Messenger RNA from Dromiciops gliroides (monito del monte), 6853 nucleotides. RefSeq names its product BMP/retinoic acid inducible neural specific 3 (gene BRINP3). Gene Ontology annotation, biological process: positive regulation of neuron differentiation; negative regulation of mitotic cell cycle. Lineage: Eukaryota; Metazoa; Chordata; Mammalia; Microbiotheria; Microbiotheriidae. The record is from RefSeq and is a predicted model, not a curated record. The transcript is spliced from 8 exons. The coding region runs from base 1190 to 3490 and encodes 766 amino acids.